Thalassophryne amazonica is the source of this 1509-nucleotide messenger RNA. RefSeq names its product teleost multiple tissue opsin 2b (gene tmtops2b). Bases 68 to 1216 code for a protein of 382 amino acids. Gene Ontology annotation, cellular component: photoreceptor outer segment; membrane. The transcript has 4 exons. Gene Ontology annotation, biological process: visual perception; G protein-coupled receptor signaling pathway. NCBI's taxonomy places the organism in Eukaryota, Metazoa, Chordata, Actinopteri, Batrachoidiformes, Batrachoididae. The record is from RefSeq and is a predicted model, not a curated record. Gene Ontology annotation, molecular function: G protein-coupled receptor activity.
UGCGUAAAACAAACUCCGCCUGUUAGCGCUCGGCCGGAUCGGUUCCAAAGUUGAAGAGACGCUCCGGAUGGACCGCGGGAUGGUUUCCGCUCUCGAUCACCUCAAUGACAGCUGGAACGUGAGCGCCGAGCGCGUGCUGGAGGACCCGAGGCCGGACCAGGGGAAGCUCUCCCCGCAGGGCUUCGUCGUCCUGUCCGUGGUGCUCGGCUUCAUCAUGACCUUUGGCUUCCUCAACAACUUCGUAGUGCUGAUCCUCUUCUGCAAAUUCAAGAAGCUGCGGACGCCGGUCAACAUGCUGCUGCUGAACAUCAGCGUCAGCGACAUGCUGGUGUGCGUGUUCGGAACCACGCUCAGCUUCGCCUCCAGCAUCCGAGGGAAGUGGUUGCUGGGCCGCCUGGGCUGCAGCUGGUACGGCUUCAUCAACUCCUGCUUUGGUAUUGUCUCGCUGAUCUCUCUGGUAAUCCUCUCCUACGACCGCUACAGCACGCUAACUGUUUACAACAAAGGAGGGCCGGAUUACCGUAAACCCCUGCUAGCUGUUGGUGGGUCUUGGCUUUACGCCUUGUUCUGGACAGUGCCCCCCCUGUUGGGCUGGAGUAGUUAUGGCAUAGAGGGGGCAGGAACAAGCUGCUCAGUGUCUUGGAAGACUCGGACCUCCCAAUCCCAUGCCUACAUCAUCUGCCUGUUCAUCUUCUGCCUGGGUUUGCCUGUGCUGGUUAUGAUCUACUGCUAUGGCAGGCUGCUGUGGGCCGUCAAACAGGUUGGUAAAAUCCGUAAGACUGCAGCCCGGAAAAGAGAGUACCACAUACUGUUCAUGGUUCUGACCACGGCUGCCUGCUACCUGCUGUGCUGGCUGCCCUACGGUGUUGUUGCCAUGAUGGCAACAUUUGGGCCGCCUGAUAUCGUUAGCCCUGUGGCUAGCGUGGUACCCUCACUCUUGGCCAAGUUCAGCACGGUCAUCAACCCCAUCAUAUAUAUAUUUAUGAAUAAACAGUUCUACAAAUGUUUCCUGAUCCUGUUCCACUGUGGCCGUCCAUCACUGCAGAAAAGCAACAUUUCAAUGGCCUCCAAGACCACAGCAAUCCAGCUAAACCGCAGAGCGUGCAGCAACACCGUGGCCUGCACCGUUCACUUACCCAACAGUAUGGACCAGUGUGAGCACCCCAAACACUCAACCCCCCCCGCUGAGGUCGCUACCGGAGCCUUCUCUACAUGACCACCAAGCAAAUGUGAACUAAAGUAUGAUGCAUUUGGAAAGUAAUUCUUAGUGUUUUUGAAGUGUGUUCUUUUAGGUGUUUUUCUAAAAACAUGCUGUGACUGUCUGUUCAUCAGAACCUCAGUCUAAGAAGCAAACUGUAUUGCAACAAAUGGCAAAGGUGGAACAGCUAAUGGAUGCCACGCCACACAUCUCCUCCACUAACGCAGUGACUGAGGACUGAUGGUGCUUGUGACUGUGAAUUGGGCAUUGGGCAACACAAGUUUGAUACCUAGUGAAACAAUAAUUUGUUG